Messenger RNA from Hibiscus syriacus, 506 nucleotides. RefSeq lists its product as uncharacterized. Gene Ontology annotation, biological process: negative regulation of cell population proliferation. The transcript has a single exon. The coding region runs from base 175 to 498 and encodes 107 amino acids. NCBI's taxonomy places the organism in Eukaryota, Viridiplantae, Streptophyta, Magnoliopsida, Malvales, Malvaceae. The record is from RefSeq and is a predicted model, not a curated record.
UCUGCAGCCCUUGGAAUCCUUCUCAGUCAAAUCCCCUUCUCAACUUCUCUUUUUUCAUUGUUCAUCUCUCCCACGCGCAGACGAAGAGGCUAUCAGGUUUAUGUUGAAGAGAUCAAACUUUGAGGGAACUGUCUAUCCCAUUAUUGUUAGUGUUGCAGCUUCCAAGAUUUUUACAUGGAUGAUAAGUGGAAGCUAUCAAAGAAGGAAGCUUCAGGCACCCAUUGUUCAAGUUCUUCAAAGUUCUCACUUCCAAGGAGUUUCUCCACGAAGAGUGUUUCUUCCAAGGCUCCCCUUCUUAGGAGUUUCUCACAGAAAAACUCAUGUUCUUCUUCUUCUUCUUCUUCAUCGUCUAAAUGUCCACUACCAAGAAGUUUUUCACAAAAGACAUCCGUUUCGCGUAAAUGUAGUAGCAUGGCCAAGGAACAGAAGGCGAGAUUUUACAUCAUGAGGCGAUGUGUUGCCAUGCUUGUUUGCUGGCAUAAACAUGGAGAUUCUUGAAGAAAAAA